Molecule: messenger RNA, 2934 nt
Organism: Setaria italica (foxtail millet)
Lineage: Eukaryota; Viridiplantae; Streptophyta; Magnoliopsida; Poales; Poaceae
Exons: 1
Coding region: 150-2627 (825 amino acids)
Source: RefSeq, a predicted model, not a curated record
GCCAUUCGCCAUUGGCCACCGCGAACGCAGCUUACUGCACACACCAAACUAGCUUAUAUAGCCAUGCAAUGCUCCAGAGAUGAACCAAACCAAACCCCAGCUACGAUAAACUCAAGAUUACUCUCAAGUAAUCGUCCGUAUACCACACAAUGGUCCUUCACUUUGCACUCAAGCUUGACCCGAGAGAAUUCUGCGAUCCAAAUAUGACUAUGUACAUUUCCAACCUCACAUCAUCCUACAUAGAUAAGAGCAAUGAGCCCACCAUUGUCUCCUCCACCACCAUCAUGUUCGUCCUCGCCGGCCUCUUCUUCAGCCUCAACCUCUUCAGCGGCAUCUCCGACGUGAGCGCCAUCCUCGACCCCAAAGUCCGGCUCUUCCUCUCCUCGGCGCUCUCCCUCUUCCUCCCCGUCAUGUCCUACCUCUUCUCCGAGGCCAAGAACGCGAGGAACACGACGACGACGAGCUCCUCCUCCACCACCACCACCGUGGCUGAUCUCUCGCUGACGGCCGGGCUGAUCCUGGUAUGGAUGCUUCUGGUGGAGCUCCUCCGCAAGAAGGUGGACGAGAUCCGCAUGCGCGGGCACUCGAGCACCAUCCAGCGCGCCGGCCGCGUUGUUUGGCUGGGAAACCUUGUCUUCUUCAACAUCAAGAGCGUUGGUCGGAAGGCGGUGUUCAGCAUCCUUUGGAUCCUUUGUGCCACAAAAGUGGCGCAGAGAUUCGUCUUCACCGAGGUGGGGAAGCGUUCAUAUGCCCAUGGCAAGAACGCUUCUGUACUCACCUCAUACAUGGCUCAGAUGCUAGAACGUGAGGAGCAUCAAGCAGAGCGCCACCAAGCUGUCCAGGACGGAGACGAGCUGUUGAAGAGGUGCAAGUACAUUGUCAUGGGAGAAAACAAGUUGGUGAAGAAGGCUACUGCAGAUGGGUAUGAGUUCUUUUUUCCGACCAACGACGAUGGCGUCAUCACUGUUGGUAAAGUUUGGGAGCUUCCCGAGACAGGCAGUCAGCACAAGGAAAUCCAACACCUCAAGAGAAUCUGCCUCUCGUUUGCUCUCUUCAAAUUGUUGCGUCGAAGGUUUGAGCAUCAGCCGGCGAUGAGCGAUGAAGAGGCACGCGACUGCCGGAAGUUCCUCUUGAAUGGCUUGUACGGCCAAAGAAGAAAGGAGGAUGCACAUGUACUAUUCCAAGUGAUGAAUGAUGAGGUCAACUUCCUCAGUGAGUAUUACCACUCUGUCAUCCCUGUCGUCUUCGCGAGCCCCUUCUUCCUCAUAGCAAACUACUUUCUUCUCCCCAUAGUCGUAACCGUCCUGUGCCUCAUGUCUAUUAUUCUGUGCGGCAAUGGAGAUGUUGGAUAUGCAUUCAAAAGCCUCGGUAGAGACAACUACACCUUGCAGCAUGGAGUUUCAAAAAUAGUCAGAUGCCUUCUAGCCAAAGCCCUCGAUAAUAAGGCCCCAGCCUUCUUUUCCCUAGUAGACCUUUCUAUAACUGCCUUUCUAUUCAUCAUCUUCUUCUACGAGGAGAUAUGGGAGUUCGUUGUUUUCCUACUCUCCAAUUGGUUCAUGGUCUCAGUGCUAUGCAGCUUCAGGGCCAAAUACGACUGGCCUCGGAGCCCCACCUUUGGUGGAGCCUUCCGCCGUCUCCUGUGGCUACGGAGCAGGAUGAGCCAUGCCCCCCUUAGGGUAAAGCAAUUUUCCAUGUUGAACCUCCGUUGGCCACCCCACCUACCAUUGUUUUCCCCACUCUUCUUGGCGAUAAGAACAGAGGGUGUACCCAACAGCUUGAAGCAGUCCAUCAUGGAUUGUCUUGUGGAACAUGAUCGCCAUCCUAAUAACACUCCCCUUACCAAAGGCACAUCUGCAUUGGAGAAGCACAAGAUUCCUCAACACCAUGCUCUAAGGGAGGCUUGCACGAGCGAUAGCGCCGCCGAGGUCAUCCUCACAUUGCACAUUGCCACCAGCAUCUUGGAGGCCAAGUGUGCCCCUCCGAGCAAUAAAAAUGAAGAUGUAAGAAUGGUGGCGAUUAAGCUGUCCAAUUACUGUGCCUACUUGGUGGCCUUCCACCCUGAGCUACUCCCCGACAACAAGGAAAAAGCGGAGGAUGUCUUUGAGGCAAUGAAGAAGGAGUUGAAGGACAUGCUCGGGUGCCGAGUGUACUUCCUGUCAUCGAAGAGCACGAGGGUCGAGAAGAUGAUGAAAGCCGUAGAGGAUGAGAGUAACAAGCAGCAGGAAACCAGUACAGAGGAUGAGAGUAACAAGCAGCAGGAAACCAGUACAGCAGUGCAGAUAAGGGACAUUGAAGUGGAAACACCAGGUCACAGCGAGCAAGACAACAAGAAAACGGAAGCCGCAGCAGGCAAGAGUGAUGGGAGCAAAGUUGUACUGAACGGCGCAAAGCUAGGGAAGCUGCUAAUGGACGAGGUUGAUCCUGAAGCAGUGUGGAAGCUCCUGGCCGACGUGUGGACGGAGCUCAUCGUCUACGUCGCGCCGUCGAACGACGAGGAGCGCGUGAAGGGGCACGAGGAGGUGCUGGUGCAGGGAGGCGAGUUCAUCACCGUGCUUUGGGCGUUGACCACCCACAUCGGCGUAGCCCGGCCGCCGCCACAGACCAAGCAAUCCACUCCAGGACCUUGAGGGAAGAAAGGGAAAAAAAAUCAAAACUGGAUAUGCAUUUGGCUGUUUCGUUUGUGCUUCAGUGUACUGUGCAGCCAGCUUUUUGAUACUCUUGUUUCUUGCAUCCGAGUGUGUGUUUGUACGUUGGCAUGUUCUUGUUGAGAGAUUUCUUGUUUGAUUUCCCCCAACUCGGAUCCUUUCCGGGCGGUGAAGGAGAUGUGUGUGAGGAGUGGACUGUUGUGUACAUAAUAAUGUUUGCUUGGUUCAUCAGUUCUUCUUAUGAGCCAAUGUACAGUGACGAAGGAGACUCAUCACUGAUCCUCACCAA